AACAUAAACCCCGGCAAAACCCCGGCAAAACCCGUCCCAACGGUCAUGAAUGAAGAGACUAUUCCUCCGGAAACAAUCUAUCGGAAUUCUAAUCGCCGACAAGCUUUACCUCCAAUCCCUCAGAGCUUCCGUCUCUUCUCACUCUCCACUCCUUACAGACCAAAUCUACUCUCUCUUCAUCAAAUCCGGCCAUUCUCUCCACCCCUUCCUCUCCACCGCACUCAUCUCCCACUUCUCCAGACUCGGCGACUUCUCGCGUGCUGUACCCUUUCUGUUCGAUACUCCGAAUCCCGACACUGUCACCUUCAAUGCCCUUAUUUCUGGGUUCGCCCGUUUUCGACAGCCCGGGCAUGUUUUUUGGUUGUUUGAUGAAUUGAGGCUUUCGGGUUUGAGACCCGAUGUAUUCACUUCGAGUUCUUUGGUUAAGGGUUCUGAGAGUUUUGAGGAAAAUGGGGUUGCUCAUGGGGUUUGUUUGAGACUCGGGUUUGGAUAUGGGGCAUUUGUGGUUAGUGGGUUGAUAGAGAAUUACGCAAAAAGUGGGGAUUUGGAGUCUGCUGAGAAGUGCUUUGAUGAGUGUUUGGAUGUUGAUCAUGUUGUUUGCACGUCGAUGAUCUGUGGUUAUGUGUGGAAUGAGGAAUUUGUGAAGGCCAAGGAGGUUUUUAUGAAGAUGAGGCACUUGGGCUUGGAAUUAAACGAGUUGAGCUUGACUGGCGUGAUUGGUGCACUGUUUGAUUUAAGAGAAGGGGAACAAAUCCAUGGACUUGGUGUUAAGAUGGGUUUAUUAUGUGGAUGUUCAAUACAUUUGAAUAAUGCGGUUAUGAGUAUGUAUUCUAGAUGUGGAAGUAAAGCGGAUGCCUUGAAGAUGUUCGAUGAAAUUGCUGAGCCAGAUAUUGUCUCCUGGACCGAAAGGAUAGGGGCUGCUUAUGACGUUAUGGUGGCACUGGAAUCAUUUAAUUGUUUGCGCUGUACAGGUUUGGAGGCAAAUGAGUAUACGAUGAUCAAUAGUUUAUCUAAAAUUGAAGGGGAGGAAAUGUUGAAGUCAGGCAAGCAGAUUCAAGCAGUUUGUCACAAGGAAGGGUUAUUGCAAGUGAUAUCUGUUAGUAAUGCCUUGAUAUCUAUGUAUGCUAAAUGUGGGCAAAUGAAGGAUGUGAGAUGUGUUUUUGAGGAUAUGAUUGAUUGGGAUUCUGUCUCUUGGAAUUCAAUAAUUUCUGGAUAUUCAGACCAUGGGUUAGUUUGUGAGACAUUUGAGAUGUUCUCUAAGAUGCGUGAUUUUUCUGCCAUACCUAAUAACUAUACCAUAGCUAGUAUUCUUGAAGCGGUGUCUGACUCAAAUUCUUUAGAGCUGGCAAUGCAAAUACAUUCAUAUAUGAUUAAAUGUGGAUUCAUGUUGGACAAUUCCACAAUGUCUUUGUUGGUAACAUCAUAUGCAAGAUGCAGUGGAAUUGAUGAAUCAAAAAGCGUUUUUUCUGAGAUUAGUAAGAUAAAUUCUGUACCUCUUAAUGCAAUGGCAAGUGCCUUUGUUCAUGCCAGUUGUUAUGCUGAUGCUCUGGAUUUGUUCUGCAGUGCAAGGAAUUCAAAUCUUGAAAUAGAUGCUGCAACUUUCACCAUUGCCCUUAAAGCUUGUGCUGCCAUUAGUGAUGUGGAACAAGCGAGAGCAAUUCAGUCCCUGGCAAUCAAACUUGGGUUUCAUCAGGAUUGCUUUGUUGAGACUGCUGUUAUUGACGUGUACUGUAAGUGUGGGUGUAUGGUUGAUGCGGAGAAAGCUUUCACAUAUGCAUCUAGGAACUUAGCUGCUUGGAAUGCGAUGAUAACAGGAUAUGCUCAACAUGGGUGUUAUAAUGGAGUUUUUGAUCUUUAUAAUAAGAUGACUGAAUAUGAAAUUGAGCCAGAUGAGAUAACUUAUCUUGGGGUUCUUACUUCAUGUUGCCAUGCUGGGCUACUGCAAGAAGCGCAAAAUUAUAUUUACUGUAUGAUUGAUCUUCAUGGUCUAACCCCACAUUUGGAGCAUUAUGCUUGCAUUAUUGAUCUUCUUGGCCGAGCAGGACUCGUGGAAGAUGCAAAGAGGACCAUAGAUCAAAUGCCUAUUCAGCCUGAUGCUCAUUUAUGGCAGAUUCUUCUAUCUGCAUGCAGCAUCUAUGGAAAUGUUGACAUUGGGAGGGUAGCAGCAAGCAAGCUUCUUGAGCUACAGCCUAAUAAUGAAUCUGCUUAUGUUCUUCUUUCAAAUCUUUGUGCAUCUGCGGGUAUGUGGAAUGAUGUUCGGCAACUGAGAAGCGAAAUGAAGGAAAAACAGAUCUGCAAGGAACCUGGGUCUAGUUGGAUUCAAAUAAGAGGAGCUAUGCAUUGCUUUUUUGCACAUGACAGGUCACAUCCUGACAUGAAACACAUAUAUAUGGCGCUAGCAAAAGUAUAUAAAGAAAUGCAAGCUUCACAAGAAAUGGAAAAGGAUGGCACUUUGUGAAUUGUACUGUGGUUGAUGAAGCACUAGAAUUCUUUUAGGUUUGUAUUGCAGCACAGCGUGGGUGCUGCUUUUAGUAGUAGUCACAUGUUUAUUGAGAUUACAGAUUGGAAAAAAUGAAAAUAUUCGAACACA
Rubroshorea leprosula is the source of this 2590-nucleotide messenger RNA. Lineage: Eukaryota; Viridiplantae; Streptophyta; Magnoliopsida; Malvales; Dipterocarpaceae. The record is from the annotation of a GenBank genome assembly.